Messenger RNA from Aspergillus heteromorphus CBS 117.55, 1710 nucleotides. It is a transcript of the gene ptcG, whose product is annotated as type 2C protein phosphatase PTC1. Bases 1 to 1710 code for a protein of 569 amino acids. NCBI's taxonomy places the organism in Eukaryota, Fungi, Ascomycota, Eurotiomycetes, Eurotiales, Aspergillaceae. Gene Ontology annotation, molecular function: protein serine/threonine phosphatase activity; cation binding. The transcript is spliced from 2 exons. Gene Ontology annotation, biological process: protein dephosphorylation. The record is from RefSeq and is a predicted model, not a curated record.
AUGUUCAGUGGCUCCUCGAGCCCACCCAAAGACAGAUCCGAUUCCAUCACUCGCUCCGGUGCCAUUGACACGCCUCCCCUGAGCAUCCACCCCGAGGAGUCCAGCAUCAACCAGAAGAAGUUCUCCCCCCCCGGCGGCUUCUUCACCCGCAGAGCAAGCGAGGACCAGACCCCCGGCGGCGAGAAGAAGCGCCGCAGUAGCACCGUCACCAAGGCCGCCUCCUUCUUCACCAGCGCCAAGAAUUCCCUGAGCCUCUCCAGCAGUCCGCGCGAGCAGUCCUCCUUCAAUAACUACACCAUCCAGGAGCAGCCGUCCCUGCACCGCUUCGGGAGCAUGGACCCGGCCCUCAGCGUCCCCCAAGGGCCCUUGAACAACUCGGCCGGCGAAUCGCUCCCCACGCCGCGUUCCUCCUUCAAGGUGGGCGUGACCGAAGACCGCAAUCGGAAAUGUCGCCGCACGAUGGAAGAUACCCAUGCCUACCUGUACAAUUUUCUCGGGACUCCCGCGCCCUCCGAGGUUUAUAGCAAAGCCCUGCCGAGCCCGACGACCGCGUCCCCCACCGAGACGGGCACCAGCGUCGUCGAAACUGACAAUGGGUAUUUCGCGAUCUUCGACGGCCAUGCCGGCACCUUCGCGGCCGAGUGGUGCGGGAAAAAGCUGCACUUGAUCCUGGAAGAUGUCAUGCGGAAGAACCCCAGCACACCGGUCCCGGAGCUCCUGGAUCAAACGUUUACAAGCGUGGAUCAGCAGCUGGAGAAGCUGCCGCUGAAGAACAGUGGCUGUACCGCCGUGAUUGCGCUUCUCCGAUGGGAAGACCGCGUCCCCAGCUCGCAUUCCGCGACGGGCUCGUCCGCUCUGGCGCCGGCUGCUGCCGCGGCUUCGCGGGGCGACACUGAAUCGGACGCGGAUACGCCCACCCAGGCCGCCGUCUCGGGUUCUUUCCCCAAACUACAGGAGAAGGCCCUCCGUCAGCGGGUCCUCUACACGGCCAACGUGGGCGAUGCGCGAAUCAUUCUGUGCCGCAAUGGAAAGGCGCUCCGCUUGUCGUACGACCACAAGGGCAGUGACGAGAACGAGGGGAAGCGGAUAGCCAACGCCGGCGGGCUGAUACUGAACAACCGGGUUAACGGCGUGCUUGCGGUGACCAGAGCUCUGGGUGACGCUUACCUCAAGGAUCUUGUCACUGGACACCCGUAUACGACUGAGACGGUGAUACAGCCGGACUCGGAUGAGUUUAUUAUCCUGGCUUGUGAUGGGCUGUGGGAUGUGUGCAGUGACCAAGAGGCCGUCGACCUCGUCCGCAACGUACCCGAUGCCCAGGACGCGUCGAAGAUCCUGGUCGACCAUGCGCUUGCGCGGUUCAGUACCGACAACCUGUCCUGCAUGGUGAUUCGGUUCAACUCCAACCGGGUGAAGGAGGUCAUCAACCGGACUGCCGAUCUCAUCGGGGUGGACGGGGACCCGCCCACGAACGUGGAGCGCGGGGUGAGCGAGGCCGACAAGAUCAUCGAAGGGGCGCGGAAGAGCAUGGCCAGCGCGGGGAUCGCCGAUGACCCGCAGACGGCCGAGAAGGUCACGGAGGAAAUCCUACAGAAGAUGUCCACCGACUCGGAGCCUGGCCCGGAGGUGUCGACCCCUACCCAGGAACAGCAGCACAACCAGGUGGUGAACAAUCUGAAACGGCCGGAGCCCCGGAAUCCGACUUCAUAG